This is a messenger RNA of Zychaea mexicana, 1158 nucleotides long. Its product is annotated as isocitrate dehydrogenase, NAD-dependent. The coding region runs from base 1 to 1158 and encodes 385 amino acids. Gene Ontology annotation, cellular component: mitochondrion. Lineage: Eukaryota; Fungi; Mucoromycota; Mucoromycetes; Mucorales; Lichtheimiaceae. Gene Ontology annotation, molecular function: NAD binding; isocitrate dehydrogenase (NAD+) activity; magnesium ion binding. The record is from RefSeq and is a predicted model, not a curated record. Gene Ontology annotation, biological process: tricarboxylic acid cycle; isocitrate metabolic process. The transcript is spliced from 9 exons.
AUGUUCAGCAAAGUCAUUGCCAGACCCGCCACCCUGAACACUAUCUCGGCCCUCAAGCAGAAUGCCGUCCGUUCGUUUGCCUCGCAGACCGGCACUGCCAUUCCCACCCCUGCACCUGCCGAGCAAAAGAACAUUUUCCCCAAAAAGUACGGCGGCAAGUACACUGUCACCUUGAUUCCCGGUGACGGCAUUGGCCAAGAGAUGUCCGUGUCCUUGAAGGACGUGUUCAAGGCUGCCGACGCUCCCAUCGAGUUCGAGCAAUACGACGUUUCUGGCUUGACCUCGGAAGACGAGGCCCUCUUCCAAGAGUCGCUUGCCUCGCUUCGUCGCAACAAGGUUGGUAUCAAGGGUACCCUGUUCACUCCGACCUCCAAGCUCGGCCACAAGUCUUUCAACGUGACCAUGCGUAAGGACUUGGACAUGUAUGCCUCGUUGUCGCUCUGCAAGAACAUUCCGGGCGUCCCCUCCCGUUUGAGCGAUGUUGACAUUGCCAUCAUCCGUGAGAACACCGAGGGUGAAUACUCUGGUUUGGAACAUCAGUCUGUUCCUGGCGUCGUUGAGUCGCUCAAGAUCAUUACCCGCGUAAAGACUGAGCGCAUUGCUCGCUUCGCUUUCGACUUUGCUUUGAAGAACAACCGCAAGAAGGUCACUGCCGUUCACAAGGCUAACAUCAUGAAGUUGGCGGAUGGUCUUUUCUUGCGCACCUGCCGUGACGUUGCCAAGGAAUACGAGCACCAUGGCAUCCAGUUCAACGACAUGAUUGUCGACAACACAGCCAUGCAGCUCGUCUCCCGACCACAGCAAUUCGACGUCAUGGUCAUGCCCAACUUGUACGGUAGCAUUGUCUCCAACGUCGGCGCUGGUUUGAUUGGUGGCCCUGGCUUGAUUCCUGGCUGCAACAUUGGUCGCGAAUACGCAAUGUUCGAGCCCGGCUGUCGCCACGUGGGUCUUGACUUGCAGAACAAGAACGCUGCCAACCCCACUGCCAUGCUUCUCUCGUCCGUCAUGAUGUUGAGACACCUCAACUUGGAUGAGUAUGCCAACAGAAUCUCCAGUGCUGUCUACGACACCAUCCAGUCCAACACCGCGAGAACUGUUGAUAUGGGUGGUAACAGCAGCCUCAAGGACUUCACUGCCGCUGUCAUCAACAAGCUGUAA